AUGGCAUCCCCCCUCCUCAAGACCCUCGUCGUGCCCGCCGCGUCGGGCACAGCGACGGCCAGUGUCAUCUUCGCUCACGGCCUGGGAGACUCUGGCCUGGGGUGGCUAGAUGUGGCCAAGAUGCUCUCGCGACGUCCUUCUCUCAAUCAUGUCCGCUUCAUCCUGCCCAAUGCUCCGGUGCAGCCCGUGUCCCUCAACAUGGGCAUGCCCAUGCCCUCUUGGUUCGACAUUACCACGCUAGAGGACAUCAGCGAGGCAGAAGACGAGAGGGGACUCCUCAAGAGCUCGUCAGAAAUCAACAGGCUGAUACAGGCUGAGAUUGAUGGAAGUGCAGAAGGUCUGGGUGGAAAGGGCAUCGAGGCUGGACGGGUAGUCGUAGGCGGGUUCAGCCAGGGCGGCGCCAUCGCCUACCUGACCGGCCUCACCCACCCCACUCCCCUCGCAGGCAUCAUCGCCCUUUCCUCCUGGCUUCCUCUCAAAUCCAAAAUCGUCUCCCUCCUCUCCCCCCACGCCAAAGACACUCCUGUCUUCCACGGUCACGGCUCGUCGGACCAGAUUGUCCAAUUCACCUUCGGGAAGAGGACGGUGGAGUUUUUGAAGAGCGAAGCGGAGGGAGGGCUAGGCAUGGGAGAGUUCAAGACUGCGAGCGGGGCGGGGAGACAGGCAAAGGGUGUGAAAUUUGAGAUUUAUAGAGGAAUGGCGCACUCUGCCUGUCCUGAGGAGAUCGAGCACGUUGGUCAAUUCCUAGAGUCUAUCGUGCCUAAGCAUUGA
Microstroma glucosiphilum is the source of this 771-nucleotide messenger RNA. Its product is annotated as Phospholipase/carboxylesterase. The coding region runs from base 1 to 771 and encodes 256 amino acids. Lineage: Eukaryota; Fungi; Basidiomycota; Exobasidiomycetes; Microstromatales; Microstromataceae. Gene Ontology annotation, biological process: protein depalmitoylation. Gene Ontology annotation, cellular component: cytoplasm. The record is from RefSeq and is a predicted model, not a curated record. The transcript has 4 exons. Gene Ontology annotation, molecular function: palmitoyl-(protein) hydrolase activity; carboxylic ester hydrolase activity.